AUGUCCGACUCGCAGGACAAGAUUCCGUCCUUACCUCACCAAACCUCCGUGGAAUCCUCCACGGGGGAGGAGGACCGAGAGCUUACUGAGAAUACCGCCCGCUUCAACUCUGAGGAUCCUGACACAGAAGUCCGCGAUCAAGUCGUCGAGAAACCGAAUAAUACGCCUUCUAUCCCCGAGCGAUGGAGGACUGCCAGCCAGCGCAUUCGACAGAGGACUGCCACAAUUGCAGAGAGAUUGGGUCGUCCGCCUGAAAGAGAAGCGGAGGGCGUGGACGCGUGUUGGUCGCCCGAAUACUACGGGGCGACGGACGACUUGAAAAGCUUCCACGCUCGUCAGGCCGGUGAUGAGGAGAACCGCCUUCACGGCAUCGGUCAUGACUCGCAGGCCCACCACAUGUUGAGCCAGCUGGGUCUGCCGCAUGUAUUCGGGACUCGUCGUGACACACAGGAACCGCGCUCUGGUGCGACGACCCCCGGCGAAAGUGGAGCCUCCACACCGCUUAACGGAGGUCUCCUCUCGCAGUUGCUCCGAGUAUAUGCCAACAACCUGGGGGCUGCUGCGAGCAGAGUCAGUGUGGCUUCCACCGGGUCAGAUACGGAUCCUGAAACAGAGACUAUUCCAGGAAUAACCACCGGAGCAAGCACGCCGACUGGAACGAGUACACCCAGUGGGAAGAAAGAGAAGGUCAAAUGGUACAAAGAUGGUUCCAACAACGACAGCAGGGCCAGCUUCCCCAUGCUGAACAAAUUGCCCAAGCCGGCCAUGCCCAAGAAGAGGGAGUCCGGUCAUCACUACACCUCUUCUUUGAUUCAGGCCUCCAUGGAUAUGGGCCGGGUCGGCGUGCCUGCUGCUCAAGGCCCCGGCAACUUGAAUUAUAAGGAGCGGAAGAAGCAGAAACGCAAGCAUGAGAAGGAUGUCAAGCUGAAGGUACACAUUGCCGCUAUUCUCGCCCGUCAGCAAUACAUCAUGCAACUUUGUCGUGCGUUGAUGAAGUACGGUGCCCCAACUCACCGUCUCGAGGAGUACAUGAUGAUGACUUCCAACGUACUGGAGGUCAAUGGGCAGUUCAUGUACAUCCCAGGCUGCAUGUUCAUGUCCUUCGAUGAUCCUUUGACGCGCACCGCCGAGGUGAAGAUUAUUCGUGUCGUUCAGGGUUUGGAUCUAUCUCGUCUAGCAGAGACUCACAAUGUCUAUAAGAAUGUGGUUCACGACGUGGUCAGUGUCGAGGAAGCCACCGGCGAUCUGGAUCAGAUCAUGCAGCGCAAACCGCGCUACAAUCGUUGGUUCUUGGUCCUGUUGACUGGCCUUGCCAGUGUCGCUGUCGGUCCUUAUGCCUUCUCUGCCCGGCCUAUCGACCUCCCUAUCAUCUUCGUUUUGGGCUCCCUGGUUGGAUUCAUGCAGCGCAUCCUUGCCCCAUCAUCUGCCACGUACUCUAACGUAUUGGAGGUGUCAGCAGCCAUCUUGACCUCAUUUUUAGCUCGUGCCUUUGGAAGUAUCCGGCAUAAUGGCGAGUUCGUCUUUUGCUAUGCGGCCCUAGCCGAAUCAUCCAUUGCUAUGAUUCUGCCCGGCUUUGCGGUCCUCAGCAGCAGUCUGGAACUGCAAUCCCACCAGAUGAACGCCGGUUCUAUCCGCCUGGUCUUCACUAUCAUCUACUCCCUCUUCCUCGGCUACGGUGUCACCGUCGGCACCACGAUCUACGGUGUCAUCGACCACAAUGCCACUAGAGAAUCAACAUGCUCCAAUGCGGCCACGGAUUGGGGCAACGAAUACAUUCAGCAUUUUCCCUGGGUCGCACUAUUCUGUUUCUUCGCCGCCCUCAUCAACCAGGCCAAGUUAAAGCAGGUUCCCGUCACCGUCUUCAUGGGUGUCUGCGGCUACGUGACCAACUACUUUAGCAGCAAGAAACUCGGGUCGGGUCAGGUCUCGAACACCGUCGGUGCUUUCACCAUCGGUCUUCUCGCCAAUCUGUACAGUCGUCUGUGGCACGGUCAUGCCGCGGCUGCAAUCAUUCCGGGUAUCUUUACCCUCGUGCCUUCUGGUCUCGCAUCCAGUGGCUCCAUCAUCUCCGGCCUCGAGUAUGCCGACGCCGUGGCGUCCGGUAACAAGACGGCCAUCACUGCUGCCAACUCGGGAAGCUCCUUGACUGCCCUGGGCUAUGGAAUGAUUCAAACAGCCAUCGGUAUCUCGGUCGGCCUCUUCGUCUCGGCGUUGGUUGUGUAUCCGCACGGAAAGAAACGGAGCGGUAUUUUCAGCUUGUAA
This is a messenger RNA of Penicillium cinerascens, 2262 nucleotides long. Its product is annotated as threonine/serine exporter family protein. The transcript has a single exon. Lineage: Eukaryota; Fungi; Ascomycota; Eurotiomycetes; Eurotiales; Aspergillaceae. The record is from RefSeq and is a predicted model, not a curated record. Gene Ontology annotation, molecular function: transmembrane transporter activity. The coding region runs from base 1 to 2262 and encodes 753 amino acids. Gene Ontology annotation, biological process: transmembrane transport.